AUGAAGCUGUUAAUGAUCCACGGAUCCCGGCAGUCGGGAGAACUCCUGCGUGCCAAAUCCCAGGCUAUGGAGAAGCUCAUUCGGCAAGCCCUUGCUCCCCAACAACCAGGGAGCGUGAAAUUUCAUUAUCCAACAGCCCCUUUUGCGCUGGAACUCUCAGGACCACCUUCAAAACUCCGAGAUCAGCAUGGACAGUGGGCUUGGUGGCAAUCUGAGCACAUUGAUGGCGUUUAUCCCGGACUGGAAACGGGACUAGAGACACUCGCUUCGGUGCUGAAAGACGAAGGGCCUUUUGACGGAGUCAUAGGUUUCAGCCAGGGAGCUGCAAUUGCAGCAAUGGUUGCGUCCCUUCUUGAGGGAAAUCGUAAGGAAGCUUUUUCAGGCUUGGAAACGGACGGCGGAAUUGCAUAUCCUGCAGCGUUUGCGUCACUGGGCCAUUCCUCGCUCAAGUUCGUUAUAAGUAUCUCGGGAUAUGCCGCGCCAUGUCGGGAGUAUCAUGCGUUUUACAACCCGCGGAUCCGUACACCAUCCCUACAUAUCCUUGGCUCAUUGGAUACGGUAGUAGAGGAACACGCGUCAAUGAAGCUAGUAGACAGCUGCCAGGGAGAGGAGGAUGGAACAGCUCCGUUGGUUGUCUAUCAUUCGGGCACAUUUACAAUAAGUCAGGCCACGAUUCGCGCGCGCUCCCCACAGUACCGGGAUGAAGCAACGGAGUAUAACAAGUAG
Messenger RNA from Aspergillus campestris IBT 28561, 726 nucleotides. RefSeq names its product alpha/beta hydrolase. NCBI's taxonomy places the organism in Eukaryota, Fungi, Ascomycota, Eurotiomycetes, Eurotiales, Aspergillaceae. Gene Ontology annotation, cellular component: nucleus; cytoplasm. The coding region runs from base 1 to 726 and encodes 241 amino acids. The record is from RefSeq and is a predicted model, not a curated record. The transcript is spliced from 3 exons.